CUAGAAGAAGUUAUCGAGGGUAAAUUAGUCAAUUGCAUGAGAUCAUAUUAAUUCCUAACGUCAUGAAUUUGGAGAUUGAAAGCUCUGUUCUUGAAUCUGUUGAGGAUAAUAAUGGUUUGAUUGGUGAAGUUGAGACUAUUGGGGAUAAAAUGGUCUCUGCUUCUUCUACUGAUCUUGAUAAAGAGUCGAAUUCACCGGUUGAGACUUCUCCUCUUAUUUCAAAGGGAUUUGGUUUAAGAAAAUGGAAGAGGAGAAUAAGGAGAGAUCUUGUUAAGGAUGAUACUUCUGUGAAUAUGGAGAACAGUAAAGUUCUGAAGAGGGUGUUGUCGGGAUUAGUUGAUCCGAAUGCUAAACAAAUGCAUUUGCCGGGACCUGAUGAUAGACAAGAUAGUGUUGGUUCGGUUGGAUCGGUGAAUAGUGUGGUUGGUUUUGCAAUAGGUGGGGAUAGUCAUGGCAAUGGUCUUGCUUUUGCAGCUGGUGUGGAUUCGGAUAAUAGUGAGGAUUGGAGUAGUAAAUCCUCGACUGCAGCCAGCGGUACCAAGGGUAGGUACGAGAGUACAGUGGGUCAUUCUUGGGACAAACAUAGAGGGAAGUAUUCGGGUGGGAAGAGUGUGAUUAGUUCGGGUGAUAGUAGUCAACAGAGGAAGAGUAAUGUAGACAAGAGUAAGAAACUUAGAGGAGAAAGGAUCAAAAUUGAGAAGGAAAACUCUCAUUCCAGUAUGGAAUCUGCUGACUCAAGAAGCUCCAACUUUGUGUUUAUGCAGGGUGCUUCCUAUAGUUUGAGUAGCAGAGAACAGGGCGGAAGAAGAAUGAUGGAUUACGACGAAGAAAAUAGUGAUCAUGACGCACAUACUUCGAACAGAAAGGAUAACGUGGGAGACGAAGAAGAAGAAGGAACCGAAGAUUAUUCACAAGGAGACUCUGUUGAAGAGUCCCAAAGUAAGAACAAUGGUUCAUCAGACAAUCUGGAUCCAUUAAUAGUGGCCUUCAACAGUUUCCAGACUUUGCAAGAAGCCCUCCAAAAAGAACUUCAAAAAUUCCAAGAGCUUGGGAAAGAACCUAUAACAUCACUACAUGAUGGAGGAGAAAGUAGCAGUUGCGUACAUGCUGGACACGAACGAGCUAGUGAAGUAAGCUCUUCGCACCGGUUUGGGUCUGAAAAGAUGGGAGAAACGGGAUUAACUUCUCUAGAUUCCGAGAUACUAAACCUGGUGAACAAUGUAGAGCAUCUGGAGAUCAAACUAGAAGAAGCAAAGAGUAUUCUAAAGGUUAAAGAAACACAAAUACGUGAACUCGAAUCUACCAUAAGCGUUUCAAAGACGCAUAAUGGAGGAACAGAGAUCGGGAUCGAAGAAAUCUUCCAGCAAAAGAUGGAGGCAGAGAUUGAAUAUAUCAUAUUCUCAAGAUCAGUGGGAAACCUAAAGAAACGGAUCAAACUGAUUGAAGAAGAGAAGACAUUGGGGCUAUCAAAGCUUGAGAAAGCAGAAACAAAAGCUGAGAAUCUAAAGAAUCAAGCUCAAGAUUUACAAAACCAUUGUGUAGAGAUCACAGAGAUUCAAGAAGUGGAGUGCUUGAAGAAGAGAGUAUCUAAGACCACUAGAUGUCUUCUUCUACAGUUAGGCUUGCUUUUUAUGCUGUAUUACUUCCUGUUGCCAGAGUCGGAGAAUGUUGUUCCCACAUGAUAGUUUUGUUUGAUGGAAUCUGUUUUUAUUUCUCUUGUAUUUAUAUAUAUUGUAACAUUUUUGGCUCCAAUAGACCAACUCUUCUUUGCUUCUUCUAUGUUUUUCUGUGUGCUACAAUGACAUGACGUCAGUGUGUAUGUAUAAAUUGUUGCCUUUGUC
Messenger RNA from Arabidopsis arenosa, 1841 nucleotides. The record is from the annotation of a GenBank genome assembly. Lineage: Eukaryota; Viridiplantae; Streptophyta; Magnoliopsida; Brassicales; Brassicaceae.